AUGUCCAUCUUGAACAACAGUGACAAUCACUUUCAUAGUUUCAGUUUUUCAGACAUAGAUGUUGGAAGUAGAAUUCCUGGAUCAAAGGGUGUGGAUAUGUUUAAAGUGGAGCCUCAGAUUAUUUUUAAGCUGCUGCAUAGCCCCACAGAUGGCACUCAAUUGUGGCUCUUUGCACUGACCACACAUUUCAUAAGAUGCUCCAGGAUGAAACGCCAUAGAAAUAUCAGCAGCAGUGACAGUUCAGAGGACAAUCCUUCCACUUCCUCUACUUUCGGCUCAGUGUAUAGGAGCAAGUCAAAAAUGCCAAAUGAACGCAAGAAGCCUGCCGAGGUAUUCCGGAAGGACCUUAUCAGUGCCAUGAAGAUUCCAGACUCUCACCAUAUUAACCCUGACAGCUAUUACCUCUUCACGGAUACAUGGAAGGAAGAAUGGGAAAAGGGAGUCCAAGUACCAGCCAAUCCAGACACUCUUCCACAGCCUUCCGUCAGGGUUAUGGCCGACAAGAAAAAGGAGGUCCUAUUUGUCCGGCCCCGAAAAUAUAUCCAGUGCUCCAACCCAGAGACCUCAGAGCCUGGCUACAUCAACAUCAUGGAGCUGGCGGCAUCUGUGUGCCGCUAUGACCUAGACGACAUGGACAUCUUCUGGCUCCAGGAACUCAAUGAAGACCUCACUGCAAUGGGUUAUGGGCCAGUUGAUGAGAAUCUUAUGGAAAAGACAGUAGAAGUCCUGGAACGCCAUUGCCAUGAAAAUAUGAACCAUGCUAUUGAGACAGAGGAAGGGCUAGGCAUAGAGUAUGAUGAAGAUGUGAUCUGUGAUGUGUGCCGGUCUCCAGACAGUGAAGAAGGGAAUGAUAUGGUGUUCUGUGAUAAGUGUAACAUCUGUGUGCAUCAGGCCUGCUACGGCAUCCUCAAGGUCCCAGAAGGCAGCUGGCUGUGUCGCUCCUGUGUCCUGGGCAUUCAUCCACAAUGUCUGUUAUGUCCAAAGAAAGGUGGAGCCAUGAAGACCACCAAAACAGGGACUAAAUGGGCUCAUGUCAGCUGUGCCCUAUGGAUUCCAGAGGUCAGCAUUGCUUGUCCUGAGAGAAUGGAACCAAUCACAAAGAUCUCCCAUAUUCCGCCCAGUCGGUGGGCCUUAGUCUGCAGCUUGUGCAAGUUGAAGACAGGUGCUUGUAUUCAGUGCUCAAUAAAAAGCUGCAUAACUGCCUUCCAUGUCACCUGUGCCUUUGAGCACAGCCUAGAAAUGAAGACCAUCCUAGAUAAGGGGGAUGAAGUAAAGUUCAAGUCAUACUGCCUCAAGCACAGCCAAAGCAGGCAAAAGCUCAGGGAGUCUGAGUACCCCCUACACAGGGCUUCAGAGCAGAGCCAGGCCAAGAGUGAGAAGACCAGCCUGCGGGCACAGAAGCUUCGGGAGCUGGAGGAGGAGUUCUAUUCCAUGGUCAAUGUGGAAGAUGUAGCCACAGAGCUGGGGCUGCCCAUGCUAAUUGUGGACUUCAUCUAUAACUACUGGAAGCUGAAGCGGAAGAGUAACUUCAAUAAGCCAUUAUUUCCUCCAAAAGAGGAAGAAGAAAAUGUCCUGGUACAGCCAAGGGAAGAGAGUAUUCACACUCGCAUGAGAAUGUUUAUGCACCUACGGCAAGACCUAGAGAGGGUCCGAAACCUGUGCUACAUGAUAAGCAGACGAGAAAAGCUGAAACUGUCAUACAACAAAUUACAAGAACAGAUCUUUGGUUUGCAAGUCAAGCUUGCUAAUGAGGAUAUUGCUGCAGGACUUCCUGUGACAAAUGCACUAGAAAAUUCAUUGUUUUACCCAUCACCAAGAAUUACCUUAAAGUUAAAAAUGCCCAAAUCAGCCACAGAAGAUGGCAGUAACAGCUCCACAGAGCCUGAUCAUGGACCUCUCUCUCCUGAUGACAGCUCCCCUGUUUGUGAUAUGAGGAGCAUGCAGGUGGCUCAAGAUUCACUGGAAAUGAGAAUGAAGUCAUACCCAAAGCAUCCACAAGAGAGCCAGACUGACUGUUUACUGACCAGUCUCAGCGAUGAUAGAAGUGAAGCAGAGGAUCCCAGUCCUGCUUGCAAACUGCCAUCUCCUGAGUUCUAUCAUGGGCAGUCUCUGGGAAAGCCUCUGGUCCUUCAGGCUGCCCUGCAUGGACAGUCUUCCAUUGGGAAUGGGAAAAAUCAACCUAAUCCCAAGUUUGCCAAAUCCAAUGGCCUAGAGGGCACCUGGUCUGGGGAUGUCACCCAAAAAGACAGCUCAGGUGAGAUGUUCUCUGACCAGGAGCCCAUGCUCAGCUCCCACUUGGGUAGUCAGGGCAGCCUUAGAAAAUCUGUGGAGCACCUCAGCAGGUCCUUUAGGGAGGUCACCAGUAAGUGGGUGAAGAACACAGAGAACCUCCAGUGCUAUGUGAAGGCAACCAAGAAUAUUAGCCCCAAAGAGCAGCUUUGGGGCAAGCAGCUUGUCAGGCGGUCUGCAGGGAGAGCUCCGUAUCAGGAGAAUGAUGGGUAUUGCCCAGAUGUGGAGCUGAGUGAUUCAGAAGCAGAAAGUGAUGUGAAUGAAGAAAAAGUCAGGGUAAAGAGAGAGAGUUCAGACAGGGAAGAUCCUCCCCAUGAUUCCAAACGGGAUUGCCAUGGUAAAAGCAAGACAUAUCCUCUUUCCCACAGUUCAAUGCAGAGGUGA
Rangifer tarandus platyrhynchus (Svalbard reindeer) is the source of this 2673-nucleotide messenger RNA. NCBI's taxonomy places the organism in Eukaryota, Metazoa, Chordata, Mammalia, Artiodactyla, Cervidae. The record is from the annotation of a GenBank genome assembly.